This is a messenger RNA of Penicillium soppii, 1341 nucleotides long. RefSeq names its product acyltransferase family protein. Bases 1 to 1341 code for a protein of 446 amino acids. Lineage: Eukaryota; Fungi; Ascomycota; Eurotiomycetes; Eurotiales; Aspergillaceae. The record is from RefSeq and is a predicted model, not a curated record. Gene Ontology annotation, biological process: polysaccharide biosynthetic process. The transcript has 2 exons. Gene Ontology annotation, molecular function: acyltransferase activity, transferring groups other than amino-acyl groups. Gene Ontology annotation, cellular component: membrane.
AUGCCUAUGCUACACCCCUCAAUCGAGAACUCUUCACCUCAGUCGUUAAAGUCAAGCCCAGAGCGAGCCCUCGAGGAUGGGCAGUGGAAACCACAGUUUGCCCAUAUGACACGCUCUCGGCAUGGGAUGUCACUCUCCUCUUGCAUGGUUCCCUUCCUACCCAUACUCCUUACUGGGCGGACAAAUAGCGACAACAACGCGAAUGAAAAGCAAAGGUCACUUAGCAGGCCUACCGCAUACCUAGAUGGAUUGCGAGGCUUUGCGGCUCUACUAGUCUACUGGCAACAUCAUCAAAUUUGGGCCCACGAUGGCGGAGGGGUGGGAAAUGCCUUCGAGCUGGCCUACGGUUACGACAGCAAGUAUUAUUUCGCAUGCCUUCCUGGUAUUCGAACAUUGUUUUCGGGGGGGGGUUUGCCGUCAGCGUAUUUUUCGUGCUCUCUGGAGCUUCAAGGAAGCUACCGCGCGGAGCUAUGGAAUUGGUACGCUGAGUUCAAGAAUUUCAGUUUCCCUCUCCGAACGGGCGGCGAGCCCUGGUUCACAUACAAUUUCCAUGCUUGGUCUAUACCCGUCGAACAUCGAGGCUCUUUGGCUGUCUACACCGCCGUUCUCGCUUUUUCAAGAUUUCGCCGCGAUGCCCGGCUCCUAGGCGAAGUCGCGUUGGUUGUGUACUUUCUCUACAUUGCGGAUGGAUCACACUAUGCUAUGUUUAUUGCCGGCAUGCUUCUAAGAGAUCUCGACCUCUUGGCCAUGCGAAAUGAUUUGCCCCGCUUCUUUCUCAGACUGGGUCCCUUUAAGACAGCCAUCAUGACUUUUCUCUUCUAUGCGAGCCUUUAUCUUGGAGGGGUCCCCUCACAUACGGACAAUUUGCAACAAUUACGUGAAUCACCAGGGUGGUACCUCUUAUCCUUCCUAAAACCACAGGCAGUGUUCGAUUACAAGUGGUUUUACCUGUUCUGGGCGGCUGUCUUUCUCGUCGCAUGCACAUCUCACCUUCAGUGGCUCAAGACAUUUUUUAAUGCUCCAUUCAACCAGUACUUGGGCCGUAUUUCGUUUGCAUUCUAUCUGGUUCACGGACCUGUUCUGUGGAUUUUGGGUGACAGGAUCUAUGCUGCAGUGGGUUUCGUACGCGAUUCACACUCUGAGAAUUGUCCCUGGUGGAUUAAUCGCCUCCCCUUGCCUAACGUUGGUCCUCUUGGGCUUGAAUUCAACUUUCUCGUCGCGAAUCUGGUUUUGUUGCCCUUGACUAUCUGGCUGGCAGAGGUCACGACUAGACUAGUUGAUGAGCCGGCGGUGAAGUUCUCUCAGUGGAUGUACCAAAGGGCGCUGAUUGACAAAACCUGA